This is a messenger RNA of Trachymyrmex cornetzi, 2282 nucleotides long. RefSeq names its product E3 ubiquitin-protein ligase CBL (gene Cbl). Gene Ontology annotation, cellular component: membrane raft; plasma membrane. The transcript has 8 exons. The record is from RefSeq and is a predicted model, not a curated record. NCBI's taxonomy places the organism in Eukaryota, Metazoa, Arthropoda, Insecta, Hymenoptera, Formicidae. Bases 1 to 1803 code for a protein of 600 amino acids. Gene Ontology annotation, molecular function: SH3 domain binding; phosphotyrosine residue binding; receptor tyrosine kinase binding. Gene Ontology annotation, biological process: signal transduction; negative regulation of epidermal growth factor-activated receptor activity.
AUGUCACACGAACCAAUCACUACGAAUCGCUAUUUUGUACUGAUCAUCAUGUCAUGUCGGAGACGCGAGCGAUUUUUAACGCGCAUGUGCGUCAGUGCUACAUUAGUACCGUGGAAGGUGUUCAGACACGAAUUGAAUCAGGUUCAUUCGAUCAGCACGGGAUUGCAAGCAAUGGCCCUGAAAUCCACGAUAGAUUUGACAUGUAAUGAUUAUAUCUCUAACUUUGAAUUCGACGUAUUCACGAGGCUGUUUCAACCGUGGUCAACUCUUCUACGCAACUGGAAAAUUCUGGCUGUGACGCAUCCUGGCUACGUGGCUUUCCUUACGUACGACGAGGUGAAAGCCCGUUUGCAAAAAUAUUGCAUUACCAAGCCUGGGAGCUAUGUAUUUCGAUUAAGUUGUACGAGGCUGGGACAAUGGGCAAUUGGUUACGUCACGUCUGACGGUGAUAUUUUACAAACUAUACCACACAACAAGAGUCUAUGCCAAGCAUUAUUGGACGGCUACCGGGAAGGCUUCUACUUAUAUCCGGACGGUCGAAAUAUAAAUCCAGACUUGACAUGGGCGGUGCAACCAACGCCAGAAGAGCAUAUCAAAGUAACGGCGGAACAAUAUGAAUUAUACUGCGAAAUGGGUAGCACAUUUCAAUUGUGUAAGAUCUGCGCCGAGCAUGACAAAGAUGUAAGGAUAGAACCUUGCGGUCAUCUUCUCUGUACUCCAUGCCUUACAGCUUGGCAGGAUUCCGAGGGACAAGGUUGUCCGUUUUGUAGAGCUGAGAUUAAAGGCACCGAACAGAUCGUCGUAGAUCCGUUCGACCCGCGAAGAACUCACAGACCCGGGGCGCAUUCGGCGUCUGCUAGUAACGCAUCGACUCCCACGCGGGAUCUCGACCCUGAUACCGAGGAUAUAAUGGAGCUAUGCAAUGGCAAUUGCGGUCUCAUAUGCGACGAUUCGGACGAGGAAGAUGAUUCUAGUCCCACAAAUUCGCCGGUGCCGCCGCGGAGAAUUAUUCCAAGUCCGCCUUUACCACCCAGGAGGCCCUCGCCGUCGCCCACACCGAACAAUCACUUCAGAAACGGACGUCAUCUGACAGUGCCGAAGGAAAAUGCUCCGCCACCACCGUCAGCGGUCACAGUAAUAUUAAAUUAUACCGACAACACUCAGCAAAAUAAUAAAGUUAACACAGAGGCGAGAUACGACAUGCUGCACCGCGCAUCUUCGCCGUCGUCAGUGCCGCCGGUACCGCCUGUGCCACCAACGACGGUGGUAAAGGUUCAUCCACGACGUUCCCAUGGGAAUCACGCGGCAGGCACCCCGCAACGACAAUCGCAGCCACCGCCGACAUUGCCAGAAAAAGCGUGUCGCGUCACUGCAACCAACUCGAUAAUGAAUCAAACUGGAGGUCCAAGUAACAACGUGCCUCCUGUACCGCCGCCCUUGUCGGCACCGCGGCCACCGAAGACUAGCAAGGAGGGUGGCAUCCGUCAAGACCAUCAUUAUGAGAAUACGAUUGUGAUCUGCGGCACGAGUCAACAUGUUGUAAAGAACAUUAACCUGGAAGCGAACAGGGCACGUCUCACGGCACUGAUGAGAGCGAGAGAUGAUCCGGGUAGUGAUGGCGGUGGUGGACCGGUAACCAAACCGGAGUCGGCGGCGUACGAGAAUGUCAAUGUCGAGCAUAUCACAAGGCUGACAGCGCUCGGUUUCGCGCAGGACGCCGUGAUCAGGGCACUCGGCAUCACCAGGAAUGAUCUGGAGAUGGCAUGUGACAUAUUGCAUGAAUUUGCCACGAAAUCCUCCUGACCAGGACCGAACACUGAAGUCUCAUGACCGACCUUACCUGCUAGACGGUACUUUUGACAAGAAACGCGCGCGAACUUUUGUAAGUCCCACCUCUGAUGCGUUCACAGAUGCAUCGCGCGCGCGUUCUCACUGAGCGUCUCCUCACGUUAGUACGGUAUCGGCGGUGUUCCAUUUUAUGCUUCAAACUGUGAGGGGGAGAGACACGCUUGCAAGCAGACAGUGAGCCGUGAGCGUGAGUCACCGAGGGAGAACCAAUGGAGAGAAACUGAGGAUGGGAGAGCUUUUGAAGCAUCUUUCAAAAAACACCGGAACACGUUUCACGGAUUUUUCCUCGUUACAUACUGACUUUCGAUCUUCAACCAUAAGUUCAAACGUUUUCGUUUCCUGACGCGUAGGAGACUGUUCGUAUCGCGUGAUUUCACUAUACGUGGCACACGAACGGCAAGAUGUAAAUAAAGACGACGAUCGACCAAAGACAA